Messenger RNA from Dictyostelium discoideum AX4, 1887 nucleotides. RefSeq lists its product as hypothetical. NCBI's taxonomy places the organism in Eukaryota, Evosea, Eumycetozoa, Dictyosteliales, Dictyosteliaceae. The record is from RefSeq and is a predicted model, not a curated record. The transcript is spliced from 2 exons. Bases 1 to 1887 code for a protein of 628 amino acids.
AUGGAUUCAAAAUGUAAUGGAUAUAGUAAUGAUAAUGAUAUAUAUAUAGAUGAUAAUGUACCACCAGAUUAUAUUAGAAAUAUAAAUAAUAAAGAAGGUGCAUUAGUACCAACGAUUUUAGCACCAGUAGUAUCACCACCUUAUUACCCGAUAAUAAUGUUUGUAAAGAAUUUAGGAGGAGUUGAUAGUAAUAUAACAGUGUAUAUUGGUAAAUUGCCAUGUACAAAACCGAUGCAUUUCACACAAGAAACCUUUUUAAAUGAGACUCGAUUAGGUAUUGGUGUUGGUAGUAACUAUGGUGAUAUGGAGGAUCCAGAGGUUUAUAAUAAUUUCCUAUUGGAUCAAUCAUACUUUAAGACUUUAUUGGAAUAUAGUGAUCAACAUCCAGAUGUGAAAUUAUUGAAAUGUGAUUUACAAACAAUUAAUAUCUCAUCAAUUUAUUUAAAAGCACAAGAUAUCUACAUUGUGGUCGAUGGUGUAUUGGGAAUUGCCGAUAACUAUUUCCUAUACAAAGAUGUAUCACAAUGUCCAGGUAAUACAGGUAUUUGCAAUGGUCAUGGUAAUUGUUUCCUUGGUAUUUGUAUGUGCGAUAAUUACACCCUAUCAGGACCAUUAUGUAAUUUAAAGAGGGAUACAUCAAUCAUAUCAACUUCACCAACACUCAAUCCAUCCUUACCCGAGAUCAUCUAUUAUAAUUCCAAUAGUAGUUGGUCAAUAAAAUUCACUGGUCUAUCAAUUGCAAAAAAGUCAUUACAAGAUAGUAGAUCAAUGGUCUAUAAUGAUUUCUUAGAUUUUGAAUUUCAAAAUUGGAUCGUUACAAAUUCCACCACUACACCUUCGACCUAUGAUAAUUCAAAUCAUGAUACACUUCAAAAUUAUCAAUUAAUAACCAAAGAUAUUACAAUUACAAUUCAAGUGAUUCUAAUUGGAAAAGAAAGAGAGAUCGAAUUCUUUCCUGGCCAAUUCGAAUCUUUAAAGUAUGGUAUUGGUGAUUUAAGAUUAUCAAUUACUCUAAGUGGUUUAACCGAUUACCUAAAGGACAAAUAUUGUUUUAAAAUGUCUUUUGAAAUUGAGACCAUCAUUGAACCAUCUCCAAUCUGUGGUUCUUUGAAUGAUAUAGAUUAUUUCGAAUUUGAAUAUGGUAGAGGUUAUGAUAGAGAAGAUAUUAGAUGGGUUUCAAGUUGUAGUAAUUUCUCAACACUCUAUUGUAGAUUCUAUGGUAAAUGUAUUUCAGAUGAAUUGCCUCAAUCAUGUAUCGUCGAUCUUGAAGAGGAUCCUGAAAGUCAGAAUAAUGGUGAUGCUAGUCUAUUCAUUUAUUUCGAGCCUUUUCAUUAUAAUGUCACCAUUCAUCCAGAUUUUAAAAUUCUAACUUAUAUUGAAUUUCCAAAUAUAACUCAACAAUAUUGUAAAGAAUUCAUACCAAGAACUAAUAUUACCGAUUGGUUAAUACCAACAAUAAUACCAAUUGCUUCCUUUGGUUUCUUAUGUUUAAUUUUCGUUAUCAUUAAUUUAGUUAAAGUUAAUAGAACUUCAUUUUCAGAAUUUGAUAAAAACUCUUUUAAUUCAAUAAAUACAAUUGGUAAUAAUAUUAAUAAUAUUAAUAAUAAUAAUAAUAAUAAUAAUAAUAAUAAUAAUAAUAAUAAUAAUAAUAAUAAUAAUAAUAAUAAUAAUAAUAAUAAUAAUAAUAAUAAUAAUAAUAAUAAUAAUAAUAAUAAUAAUAAUAAUAAUAAUAAUAAUAAAAAUAACAGUAGUGAUAAUAUUGAUAAUAAUAAUAAUAAUAAUAAUAAUAAAUUUUCAUUUGAUGAAAUACACCAAUUAUUAAGUGGAUAUACAAAUGAUGGAGUUGGGGAUUAUCAUGAUAUUCAUAAUGAUAACUUACUAUCAUAG